This is a messenger RNA of Indicator indicator, 1437 nucleotides long. RefSeq names its product calcium/calmodulin dependent protein kinase IG (gene CAMK1G). Lineage: Eukaryota; Metazoa; Chordata; Aves; Piciformes; Indicatoridae. Gene Ontology annotation, molecular function: calcium/calmodulin-dependent protein kinase activity; calmodulin binding; ATP binding. Bases 1 to 1437 code for a protein of 478 amino acids. Gene Ontology annotation, cellular component: intracellular anatomical structure. The record is from RefSeq and is a predicted model, not a curated record. The transcript is spliced from 11 exons. Gene Ontology annotation, biological process: peptidyl-serine phosphorylation.
AUGGGUCGCAUAGAAGAGGAUGACAGCAGCUCCUGGAAGAAACAGACGAGCAACAUCCGGAAAACCUUCAUCUUCAUGGAGGCCCUGGGAUCAGGUGCCUUCUCAGAGGUGUUCCUGGUGAAGCAAAGAAGCACAGGCAAGCUCUUUGCUCUGAAAUGCAUCAAGAAGUCUCCUCUCACGAGGGACAGCAGCUUGGAGAAUGAAAUAGCAGUGCUGAAAAAAAUAAAGCACGAAAACAUCGUGACUUUAGAAGACAUUUAUGAAAGCACAACCCACUUCUACCUGGUCAUGCAGCUGGUAUCAGGGGGAGAGCUGUUUGACCGGAUCCUGGAGCGAGGAGUUUACACUGAGAAAGAUGCAAGUGUGGUGAUCCACCAGGUGCUGACAGCAGUCAAGUACCUCCAUGAGAACGGAAUAGUCCACCGGGACCUGAAGCCUGAAAACCUUCUUUACCUCACUCCUGAAGACAACUCCAAAAUCAUGAUCACGGACUUCGGCUUGUCUAAAAUGGAGCAGAAUGGCAUCAUGUCCACAGCCUGUGGGACUCCAGGAUAUGUUGCCCCUGAAGUCCUUGCCCAGAAACCAUACAGCAAAGCUGUGGACUGCUGGUCCAUUGGAGUCAUCACCUAUAUCCUGCUGUGUGGCUACCCUCCCUUCUAUGAAGAGACUGAAUCCAAACUGUUUGAAAAGAUUAAGGAAGGCUACUAUGAGUUUGAGUCUCCAUUCUGGGAUGACAUCUCCGAGUCAGCCAAGGAUUUCAUCAGACACUUGCUGGAGAAAAACCCAAAGGCAAGGUUCACCUGUGAGGAAGCCCUCAGGCACCCAUGGAUUAAUGGAAACACAGCCCUGCACCGUGACAUUUACCCAUCUGUCAGUGCUCAGAUCCAGAAAAACUUUGCAAAGAGCAAAUGGAGGCAAGCCUUCAACGCUGCAGCCGUGGUGCACCACAUGAAGAAGCUCCACAUGAAUGGCCACGCAGCAGCUGAGGGCUCCCUCCCAGUCCUGCAAGUCUCAGAGGCCUCCAGACCCAACACCCCCUCGGUGGCCACCCUGCCAGCAACACCAAACGACGAACAGGAACCCUCCCUCCCUCUGGCCCCCACGCAGGGUUGCCCAAAGCCUCCCUCUCAGCUGGAGCAGGACACAGGAACGAGAGAGGAAGAGCUGCAGAGCCACUCAGAGAACAGAGCACUGCCCCCAGGCAGCAGCCCAGUGCCACCAGACAACCACAGCCCACCAAGCAGAACUUCUUGUGGCUGCAGCCCAGCCUGUGUGGGGCACGAGAAAGCAAAGGUGUCCUUCUGCUCCGAGACAGUGCUUCUUAAGAAGUCUUCAAAAUCCCACCAUUUCAAAUCAGAAGUUCUGGUCCCAAUGAAAACCAGUAAGCACUCCUCGCACUGUGGCACUGGGCAAACUGGAGUUUGUUUGCUCAUGUGA